Molecule: messenger RNA, 1316 nt
Organism: Rosa rugosa (rugosa rose)
Lineage: Eukaryota; Viridiplantae; Streptophyta; Magnoliopsida; Rosales; Rosaceae
Product: S-adenosylmethionine carrier 1, chloroplastic/mitochondrial-like
Exons: 12
Coding region: 53-1030 (325 amino acids)
Biological process (GO): transmembrane transport
Cellular component (GO): mitochondrial inner membrane
Molecular function (GO): S-adenosyl-L-methionine transmembrane transporter activity
Source: RefSeq, a predicted model, not a curated record
AGCAACUCUUUAACAAUUUCAUGGUUGUUUCGACAGGUAUUAUCGGGCCGCAAUGGGUCCUCUUACUCUGGCAGUCAAUUCGGAGAGCUUUGCCGGAGCUUCUUCAUCAGAUGCAUGUAGCAAGAAAUUUCAGAAUGUUACUAUGGCAAAGCGGAAGUCUUUUGCAUCUGUCAGCAUGCAGGACGAUAAGCCAUUUGAUUUCUUACGUACUUUAUUUGAGGGUGUUAUAGCAGGAGGUACAGCUGGUGUUGUUGUUGAAACAGCUUUAUAUCCCAUUGAUACUAUAAAGACAAGAUUGCAGGCUGCUCGUGGUGGAGGGAAAAUAGUCUUGAAGGGACUUUAUUCUGGAUUGGCUGGAAAUCUUGCUGGUGUAUUACCGGCUUCUGCAAUUUUUGUUGGAGUUUAUGAACCUACAAAGCAGAAAUUGUUAAAGAUGUUUCCUGAAAAUCUAAGCGCUUUAGCUCAUUUUACUGCGGGGGCUUGUGGAGGCAUUGCGGCUUCGCUCAUUCGUGUUCCAACGGAGGUUGUAAAGCAAAGGAUGCAAACGGGGCAAUUCACAUCCGCCUCUGCUGCUGUUCGCCUUAUUGCUGCUAAGGAGGGCUUCAAAGGACUCUAUGCGGGAUACGGAUCAUUUUUGUUGCGAGAUUUGCCAUUUGAUGCAAUUCAAUUUUGUCUAUAUGAGCAGCUUCGGAUAGGUUAUAAAGUGGCGGCAAAGAGAGAGCUCAACGAUCCUGAGAAUGCUAUAAUUGGAGCUUUUGCAGGUGCAUUAACUGGAGCUAUAACCACUCCCCUUGAUGUGAUUAAAACCAGACUAAUGGUACAGGGAUCUGCCAACCAGUACAAAGGAAUUGUUGACUGUGUUCAGACUAUUGUGAGGGAAGAAGGACCUCCCGCUCUUUUGAAGGGUAUUGGACCAAGAGUGCUGUGGAUAGGGAUUGGCGGUUCAAUCUUUUUUGGUGUUCUCGAGAGAACAAAGCGCUUGCUUGCUCAGAGACGACCAACAGUUGGUGAAGACACGAAGCAGGACUAACUUGUAGAUUAACUAAGGGAUCCUUUAUGUUCUUCACUUUUAGUGUGUGAAAUGCCUUCGGCAUUAAAAUUACUUCUUGGGUGGUAGUUUGAAAAUCUUGCCAUCAGCUUUGAUAGGCUUUUAUAAUGUCUUGUUAUUUCUUUUUUUUUUUUUUAAUUUUUUCUGUACAAAGAGCCAAAAUUGUCAUUAGCUUGUACCAGAAAGUGAAUAAUUUUAUUACUGGUCGAACACAUUUCCAUUUCCUUCAUUGUUAUAUAAAUUUCCUUUGCACCUUUUUCUUUUUCCA